Molecule: messenger RNA, 3525 nt
Organism: Chroicocephalus ridibundus (black-headed gull)
Lineage: Eukaryota; Metazoa; Chordata; Aves; Charadriiformes; Laridae
Gene: LRRFIP2
Product: LRR binding FLII interacting protein 2
Exons: 27
Coding region: 623-2746 (707 amino acids)
Biological process (GO): regulation of DNA-templated transcription
Source: RefSeq, a predicted model, not a curated record
UGCGCCCCGCCGGCCUGUGUCAGGGGCUGUGGGGCGAGGCGAGUGGGCACCGGUCUCGGUAGCAGCGUGGGACGCGUGCCGCUAGUGCAACGGCUGCCCACUGACCCCGACCGUGCCCGGCCGCCCUCCCCUCAGCGCCAGCCCCUUCCUCCGGGUGGUUUGAAAUGAACCGCUGUUUCCUACCCGCGUUCCCGCUGUGGCCGUAACCGCCCGGCGGAGAAGGGGAGGAGGCAAGAACGCGGGGCGGGGGAAGAGGAGGGCGGCCUGGAGCGGCGCGGCUCGUCUCCGCCGAAGGCUCCGGUUCCUGCGGGCCCCUCACGGGGGAAAGAAGCAGGGUGGGGAGGGCAAGAAAGGGGGGAAGCGAGGUAGCUGCCGCCUCGCCGCGGCCUCUGGACGGUCCGUGCCCGGCGGGUAGCCGCGCUCGCCCUGGGGCGGCUUCUGCCUCUUGUUCCUUGGACUCUGGGCGUGGAGGAGCGAGGGAAGGAAGGAGCCUGAGGCCAUUCCGGGACCGGCGAGCCCCCUCGCAGCCGUGGAAGGGGAGGGUGAAGCAAACCUACCCCCCCUCCCCCGUUAAGCCGUCGCGGCGCUGCGGCGGGCGGGCCCGCAGAACCAGAGAAUAAAAAUGGGAACUCCUGGAUCAGGACGGAAGAGAACUCCAGUGAAAGACAGGUUUUCUGCAGAAGAUGAAGCUCUGAGUAACAUUGCCAGAGAGGCAGAAGCCAGGCUUGCAGCCAAACGGGCAGCUCGAGCAGAAGCAAGAGAUAUACGUAUGAGAGAGCUGGAGCGACAGCAAAAAGAGUUUUCUCAGCAUUCAUAUGAUAGAAAAUGGGCUCAUAUCCAGAAAUGGAUGGAAGAUUCAGAGAGGGCCAGGUAUUCUCACCGGUCCAGUCGACAUUCAUAUUUGAGUUCUUUGGAUGCCAGUGGGUCUCUCAGGAGCAGAGCAAGUACCUCCAGAAGGAGAGAUCUUGUGUAUGACAGUUCUAAGGAUAGAUCUACAAGAUACUCAGUCCCUAGUCAUGCUUACAGUGAAUCUCAUAAUUCAAAGAAGAAAGCUGCUUAUUCCCAUAAAGAUUUAUUGAGUGGAAUUUACUAUGAUCAGAGAAAUUAUAGCAGCCUUAGAUAUAGUAAACCAGUUCCUUCCUACCAUACUCGGUCAUCUUCUCUAUACAGUGAUCCAGUGGCAACAACUAGGAGUUACAGGGUGUCUCCUUCUGUAAACACUGGUUUGAUAAGAAGUAUCAGUUUGGCAUCUUUGUGUGGUGAUGGAUUACAUAGCUCAUAUAGUUCUCGUACUCCAUCUGAAUACAGUUAUUCUUCAAGAGCAAGCUCAGUUCGAAGUAGUCCUGUGUCCUCUGAUUUUUCUGAUCAAAGUGAAACUGCUGCUGACUAUUUUAGUCGUUCCAACCGCAGGGGAAGCAUUGUUUCCGAUGCAGACGAUGUCCAAGGUUUGAAUAGUCUCGAAGAAAAGAGUGAAAAAUCACAUUCAGAAAUAUUUUCAAGGCCAUCAUCUCGCAAUUCAGUAAGUGUAACUCCUCUGAGUGGCAACUCAUCUAGGAGAGGAAGUGGAGAUACAAGCAGUUUGGUGGAUCCUGAUGCCUCCCUCAGUGAAUUACGGGAUAUCUAUGAUCUUAAGGACCAGAUACACGAUGUAGAAGGGAGAUACAUGCAGGGACUUAAAGAACUAAAGGAUUCACUAGCUGAAGUUGAGGAGAAGUAUAAGAAAGCUAUGGUUUCCAAUGCUCAACUAGACAACGAGAAAAACAACUUGGUUUACCAAGUGGAUACUCUAAAGGACGUCAUUGAGGAGAAAGAAGAACAGAUAGCGGAGUUCUAUAGGGAGAAUGAAGAGAAGUCAAAGGAAUUGGAAAGACAGAAACACACGUGCAGUGUUCUGCAGCAUAAGCUGGAUGAACUUAAAGAGGGCCUUCGACAGAGAGAUGAAUUGAUAGAGGAGAAUCAACGCAUGCAGCAGAAUAUAGACUCCAUAACCAAAGAGGUGUUUGAUCUCCAGGAGACAAUUAAUUGGAAAGAUAAAAAAAUAGGGGCCCUAGAAAGACAGAAAGAUUACUUUGACCGCAUUAAGAAUGAGCGAGAUGAGCUCAGAGAGGAGUUGGCUGACCUGAAGGAAACAAUGAAGAGAGGAGAGAAACAUGGAUUAGUUAUAAUUCCAGAUGGCACACCAAAUGGUGAUGUAAACCAUGAAUCAGUGGUUGGUGCAAUAACAGUUGUAUCGCAGGAAGCUGCUCAAGUCUUGGAAUCUGCAGGAGAAGGACCACUAGAUGUCCGGCUACGAAAACUGGCUGGAGAAAAGGAGGAAUUAUUGUCCCAGGUUAGAAAACUGAAGAUGCAGCUGGAAGAAGAACGACAGAAAUAUUCUAAAAGUGAUGGCAUGAAUCCAGAUAUUAUAGGCUUAGAGAACGGUUCUGACUUGCAGCUAAUUGAAAUGCAGAGAGAUGCCAACAGACAAAUUAGUGAAUACAAAUUUAAGCUUUCAAAAGCUGAACAAGAUAUAACUACCUUGGAACAAAAUAUUGGACGACUUGAAGGGCAGGUUGCAAGGUAUAAAAAUGCAGCAGAAAAUGCAGAAAAAGUAGAAGAUGAACUCAAAGCUGAAAAGAGGAAGCUUCAGCGAGAGUUAAGAACAGCACUGGAUAAGAUAGAAGAGAUGGAGAUGACCAAUAGCCACUUAAUGAAACGGCUGGAGAAGAUGAAGGCAAAUAGGACUGCGCUUUUAUCUCAACAGUGAAGUGGAAAUUGAAAACAUGAUGCACUGCUCCUUGAAUAACUAGCCCCUAGCUUGUUUUUAAAUAUGGACUUUCAUUGGCACAAACUAUUUGAACACUGAGCUGUUCAUUGGUGUUUUAGUUUCAUAAUUAAAUGGCAUACUUUUUGUAACUUAUGAGAGAAUGAAAUUUAGUUUGAAUUCCCAUGUGAAUGACAGCAACUUUUCUGUAGCGUUUGAUUCUAGAGUCAGAGCUGGAGCAAAAUGCUGUAUGUUCGACUUAGCGAUAGAAAAUGUUUUUACAACUGUGGAAUCAAGUUUACUCACAAUCUCUUUUGGCUGCUUUAACGAUGCUUGAUGCUCGGAGACAACUGCAUGAAUUCAAGAAGACACUGUAUUACUGUAUUAUAAACUAACAUAUAUUUGCUCAAGACAUCACACAGCACAAGUGCCUUUUAUCUGGUGCAAUUUAGACUUCAUUGUUGAAAUAACCUUUGAAAUCAGAUAACAUUUUAUUUUAAGAUACAUUUUGGGGUAUUCACUAAACUUUAUACAUUUUGAAAAUACAUUUUUGUAAAAUAUUUAAAUUUUGUAAGAAAAAAAUAGGGACUGUAUAUAAAAAUCUGCUUUUUUGCAUGGGCACAUCUGAGUUCUAGGUAAUUUUGUCAAAUACUAGCCCCUGAUGCUCUUAGUAUUAAGGGUGCAGAUUUAAAAACUUCUGUUGUACACCAUCAAAUUAUAUGUCAUUGGCUGCUUAAGUGUGAAUUGAAAUUUAAGGGUGGGAGGAAGGGGUGGGAAACGUG